Dicrocoelium dendriticum is the source of this 1009-nucleotide messenger RNA. The record is from the annotation of a GenBank genome assembly. Lineage: Eukaryota; Metazoa; Platyhelminthes; Trematoda; Plagiorchiida; Dicrocoeliidae.
AUGAAUCCUGACGAUAAUGGAGUGAUACUGGCCGUGCGAACGAUAGAGGCAGAAGAUGAACAGAGUUCCGUUGAAUCAGCACAGAGCCGUUUUAUCGAAUCUCGCUCAGAACUAUUGAAUUCAUCGCUUGGGAUCAUCCCCUCGGACGACUUCGAAGACUGUGUUCAGUAUAUUUGUGGUUCAUCUGAGACACUGUUGGCUGACGCGUUGGGUCGAGGGCGUCCUGAGUUAAAUCGCAUAACGAAAAAGCUUUCCCGCCUCGGAAGAAAGCACACCAAUCACAUCGAUAGAUUACCACGGCUAUGGGCCUUUCACGUACCGCUGUCAUCAUCUGCGAUUACAAAAACUCAGCUGCCAUCGGCUUCGAACGACAGCUCUUCUAGCAGUUCAUCUUCGGAUGCUGAAGUCUACGGAUCAUCGGAAACUGUGUCACUCCACGAAGAUUAUGUUGAAUUGCAUGACACAGUGCCGGACACAUCUAUAACUGCUAUCCACAAACGUUGGCGUUCAUUUCGGUCUGUUAGUGACUCUGUUCAGCUGGAGAGCGAACGAACUCGACGAAGUCUUCUUUCUUCCGUACUGUGCGCGAUCCCGGACUUACCACCUGAUUGGCUUGAACCUCCACCCUCUACCUUGCCUUCGUCCGUUUGUGCUCACACCCUGCCCGCUCCGACGGCACCUUUUCCUGAUGUAAUUCCCUCAGUUUUUGCAACUUCUGACUGCGGAGAAACUCCGAUCAAUCAGAACUUUGAAGAUCACAACAUUCACGCAAAUUACCUGGGUCGAAUACCGGAAAUAGUUGAUCCAUUUCGUCCAACGCGGCGAUUCGCGCGUUGGGGAUGGCCCUCGAAGUGUGCUGGCCACCAGGAGCUUACAAACGAUGGGAACUAAGCGUAUGCCACUGUAGUUGGAGCGGAUUGUGCACAAGCACUUUUUGAAGAUGGGGACGACUGUCGAUUCACCCCAAGAUGAUGGAACCUCUUCACUCGCCCAAACUUUCGAGAAAAAA